GCCUCCUAGACUCUAGGAGGCUCAGAGGUACAGUGUGUGUACUGUUUAUUAGUUUCUCGUGUCAAACUUCACCUAGAGCUUGCCUCUGAUCUUUCCUCGUUGUUCUGAAGCCUUUAGUAACUUUCCCUGUUGUUUUUGCCUUCAGGUUUUUUCCUGGUGAAGCCCGGAGAAGCCUUUACAGAUCCUGUCUGUUUCUCUGGUCGAGAUUCCCCUCGUGACGCCGUGGGUCUUACCCACUGGUUGCCCGAGUUCCCAGACUGACCUCCUCCGUCUGACUACAAGUUAGCCCGAGCCUACCUGUCCGCCCUCCGACGCAGUCCUCUGUUUCCCUCCUGGACACCAGCCGUCAAGCACCGGACCACCUGGACCCCUUAAGAGACUAAGACUAGGAACCUUUCAGUAAACUCUCCUAGACCUCGUACCCUCGAACCACAAAGAGCCGAUCGCUCCGUGAACCCGUUUCCUCCCUGGACCAGACCAGAGCUUCCACUACCUUCGCUUGUCGUGUUAUAAUAAACCAAUUGUUACCGUAUAUACCUCUCCUGUAUUGUGUUCUGCAUGUGGGUCUGAACAUAGUUAUCUAUCAUGACAGAUGAAUCAUCUGUUUUUAAAACUUUUUAAUGACUAUUAUUCUCUGUAAAAUGGUGAUUUAUGCAUAACAUUUGAUCGCCUCUGCAGUUUCUCAGAAUUUAUGACCAAAAUUGGGUUAGUUUUUGUAUUUUCCUCCAGAAUUUGCGCUCUAAAAGUAGAUGCUUGACAUUUUGCUCUACACCUAGCGUUUCAGGCGACUGGUUUACAUUCAAAGUCUACGUGGAAGCGCGUUGAGGACACGUCAGACACGUCACACCCGUCAAAAUCACUCUAGCAGUUGUUUUCCGUUGCCGGCCUAUUUGUCGGGCGUGUCGGAGGCUCCUAACGGUUCAAAUCGCGCUGCGCCUGAGAUUGUGUUAUCCAAGUGAAAUAUAUUGAGGUUUCUGGUUGUGGUCAUUUCAUUUCAUAGUCGUACUAAGAAUACAGAUUUUAGCUCUUGAAAUGCCAACACGUUCUCACUCCCGACUCGUCAUAUAUUGACGCUUGGGCAGGUUCCCUCAACGUCACAUAUUGACGCGUCGGGUACCCCGUUCGCGUCAAUAUGUGACGAGGAGGGUUCUCUCAUUGAAUGCUGUACGGCUCCCUAAGCGUCCAAAACCGACGAUCUAGGAACAAAUAAGAUGACGAGUCUGUUCUAUUUUUGUAAAAGGCACACAAUUCGUGCAUAGCAGAUGUAUUUGUAGGUUUUUAACAAUUUAGUUAAUUUUACUUUAGUUUUAAAAUAUCCUCCGGUUCUCUGAAGCCGCUAUUUUAUCUACAUUUCUGUUUAUUUUUUAACAGCAGACACGAAUUACACCAGUUUCACUGAUUUAAUCGUAACUUCAUGAUUGUAAAUGACAUAAUAUUCUAAUUUUUACACAAUAAUAAAAAAGAAAGGAAUACGUAUGUUAUUUGGAGUUUAUGAGGUUACAGAUAAUAGCGGCAUGCACCUCCGAAGUCGUUUGCAGUCCAUUAAUAAUAAAAAAAGAAUUUUAAUAAAAAUGUUUAAGAAGAGUGAGGGUGCAUUUCCUUUUGUGAUUACAUGCCAGACGGUUCUGUAAACGUUUGAUUAAAAUAAAAAUAAGGACAGAUCCCACCCGUCCAUAAAUCUAAGAAGAAGCUGACGUCAUCGCAUGCGACAUUGGACCCCGGUGAGUACAAACCUGAAUCUGUCAGAAAUGGUUUUGUAUUAUAAAACAAAAGAAAAUACUACAGAAUGUGAUUGCAGUUGUAGGACUUAAUGGUAGUAGGACUGUGCCGCGAAUGGUUGAAGACAUUUGGACACGUUUGUAACAUGUAUUUUUUAAAUUUUUGUUGCCGCUAGCUACAUUAGCUAGCUACAUUAGCCUCUUGGAGCCCAGAGAGUUCAGCUGAACCUGCACUUAAUACAUUUAAUUAGCCAUGAUAGAGUCACAGAAUUGUUUGUUGUAUAAUUUGAGGGUUGCUAUAACAACCCUAGGCUGUGAUGAUCCUACAGGUUUUCUGAAUACACUGAUUGCAGCUAGGUCAUGCAUUUGAAUUAAAAACGAACUUGGGUCAUUACAGCCAAAGUUCUCUCCACCUGUCUACGUUGAAAUAAAUAACUUCCGAAAUCUGAACAUUUAUUUUGUUUUUAUGUCAACAGGUUCUUCUUUGAGAUAUUCAUCUGACAUACAUUUCUGCUCAUUCAUAGCACCCACAAAAGGCACUUUUAAGAGCCACGUUUGUCAUAUCUUUGUGUUCUUAAUUUGUCUAUUGUUCUUCACGUAAUUUGUCAACAGUUCUGUUUGUUUGUUUGUCCAUCAUAAGUCUUUGCAUUCUGUUUUGCUCUUUGUCAGUGUUUUUUAAGUAUGACACGCCCCAAAUUCAGGCCAUGCCAUGCGCACAGUGUCAAACGCCCAAUCAGGCAAACAGAAAAAGUUGUGUCGCCUGCCACCAGAGUCUUUACACCAAAAAUAAAAGAAAAGUUUCAGACAUUCAAUGAUCAGUGGAGGGAAACAGUUUUAAAAAACAGAAAUGUUUCCCGCAUAAUGGAUUCUGCGGAAAUUGCAGUUCGCAAACUUCAUGCUUUAGGCUAUAAGCCUAUUUUAUUUUUUGCUAAGGAAGAUAAGUCUUCAAGCAAGUGGGUAGCAGAUGCAAUUACUCUUUUGGAGCCCACUGCUACUACAAAUAAUUUUCUUGAGAAGAUGCAAAGGGCUUAUGAAUUUCUCCUCCCUGAAGCCACGUCUGUACCAGUGCAGCCCGACACCUCCACGGAACAGCAGGUUUUUUCACCCAAAGAGCAGUGGGCUGAUGAAAAAGCUGAGAACCUGGUCUAUGAACCAACAGAGACCAUAGCUGAGGAAGAGCCUGUGAUUGUGCUUGAUCUGGUUCCUGUUUCUCCUCCUAUUGUUCCUUCUUCUCCGGCUUUCCAGAAGAAGAAAAGAGCCAGAAGCACCUCUCCACCUGCCUCUCCUCCUACUCUGCCAUCUGUCUCUCCCAUAGACCAGCCAAAUCAACAUUCAUAUGAAUCGCCUGCUGCCCAUGCCAUCUCGUUAAGUCAGGGUGGCCUAUUUGAAAAUAAGAAGAGAAAGGGUUGCCGGAAAUGUAGCAGACAAAAGGUGUUCCUGUUUGACUCAAUCACUGGGCAUAGGACUAUUGCGGGCAAAGAGGAAGUAAAAAUUCAUUGGUUGCUCUGCUUGCGGGAAAAUCUGGGACGACACCUGGGAACCUGCAAGUGAAUUCACACAUGUUGCUGUCCCCCAAGAGCUUCUUCCUUCAGACAGCAAACAAGUCCUUCCAUGAUGUUGCUCUUUCUUUUUUUGUGUUACAAAGUUGUAAUUUCCAUUUUUCUAUAACUGUAGUUUGACUAUAUUAAAAGGUUUUCUGUGUAAUAUUGUUUUCGGCUUAUUUUGGGCUGUUUAUUGACACGUCUUUGUCAUGUUCUGUAAAAGACUGAGUGAUGCUGGUUGAGUCACUGCAUGAACAAGUUAUUUUGCCUGUAUUGAGGCUUCAAAUUUUGAACAGGAUUGUUUGUACAUUUUGGCUUGUAAUAGUUGACCUAAUGUCUUAAAUCCUUUAAAUGGAAGUUUUCACUUAACAUUGCAUUAAAAUAAGAUUAUUUACCAUAUAAAGCAAAGUCGAUAGUUUUAAUGGAUUUUAAUUUAACUUUUAAUUCAUUUUGCAUGAAAAUAUUAUAAUUGACACUUUUGAUGCACCUUUAAUGCAAGUUUUAAUACAACUUUGAAAUUAAAUGUCAUUAUUUACCAA
Xiphophorus maculatus (southern platyfish) is the source of this 3798-nucleotide messenger RNA. RefSeq lists its product as uncharacterized. The transcript is spliced from 7 exons. Lineage: Eukaryota; Metazoa; Chordata; Actinopteri; Cyprinodontiformes; Poeciliidae. The coding region runs from base 2400 to 3269 and encodes 289 amino acids. The record is from RefSeq and is a predicted model, not a curated record.